Molecule: messenger RNA, 1143 nt
Organism: Capsicum annuum
Lineage: Eukaryota; Viridiplantae; Streptophyta; Magnoliopsida; Solanales; Solanaceae
Product: disease resistance protein RUN1-like
Exons: 4
Coding region: 1-1143 (380 amino acids)
Biological process (GO): defense response; signal transduction
Molecular function (GO): ADP binding
Source: RefSeq, a predicted model, not a curated record
AUGGCUUCCCAAUACAAAUCCACUCAAAAAUGGGAAUUUGAUACCUUCUUGAGUUUCGCAGGACAAGAUACCCGUGACAACUUUAUUAGACCUCUCCAUAAACGCCUACAAGAGACGGGAAUAAGCGUAUUCAAAGAUGAUGAGAAAGUUGGAAAAGGAAGAUUCAUUUUAACUGAACUCUUUAGCGCCAUUGAGAAUUCAAGAUCUGCCGUUAUUGUAUUCUCGGAGAAGUAUGCUUCAUCCACCUGGGGCUUGGAGGAACUCAGCAAGAUCAAUGAGCGCAUCGAAACCAAAGGACUCAAAAUCGAAAUAGCUUUGGUAGAGCACUGGCGAAACUUGAGGCGGAGCUACACGUUACUGAUUUGGAAAAGUUACCGAGGUGGAAGGACGCUCUACGCAAAGCACCCAACUUUGCAGGUCCAGAUGCUCGUAAAACUGCUAAAGGACGAAUUAACGGUUUCAUAUCAUGCACAUUUGGAUCUGGUAUGGCUAUUAGAUAUGUCUCAAAUCCAUGUCACAUUUCUUGGUGCUUUCCUCUUGGGUGAGGAAAAAUGUAUUGAACUAAUUGUGAAGGAGAUUUAUCGUUGUGUGGAAGGGGGAGUUUCAACCAUCAUAAAAUAUCAAGUUGGAAUUGAAUCCCGUGUAAAUAAAGUAGAGUCAUUGUUGAAGGUUGGAUUAGAUGGUGUUCAUUUUGUUGGAAUAUUUGGGAGAGCUGGUGAAGGAAAGACAACAGUUGCAAGAGCAAUUUUUGACAAGAUUUCUUGUCAGUUUGAAGGGUCUUGUUUCCUCACAAAUGUUAAGGGGGUUUCAAAUAAGCAUGAAACUGAAGGCCUAAAGUAUUUGCAGGAGAAUCUUCUUUUACAAAUCUUAGGGCUCGAACAUGCAGUACUGCAUCUAACAAGUGUAGAUGAAGGAGUGAAAAUGAUAAGAACAAUGCUUCGUUCCAAGAGGGUUUUAAUUGUUCUCGAUGAAGUGGAUGAUGACAAACAAUUGGAAUGCUUAGUUGGAAGGCGUGAUUGGUUUGGCGAUGGCACUAGAAUCAUUACAACUACUAGAAAUGCAGAUUUACUUCAUAGCCACGAUAAGCUAUACUCUGUCCCAGAAUUGGCUAGACAUGAGGCUCUUGAACUUUUUAGCUGUUAA